UUGCUCAGUCUCAAAACUUGUUAGCAGUGACAUAUCCGCUGAACUAAGGAUGAACUCCACUAGAUUUAAACUUUUCGUAUUGAAUGAUGACCAGCGGAGAGCGGAGAUGGACGAACCCAAGAUGCCAAUGUCCCGCGUCUGGGGUUUCCCCCGCAUGCGCCGCUAAGCGAAUUGCGAGUCCCGCAUUUCCCCGGGUUGUUGUCUGAUGCGGCACUCAUCAGAACCGGGGUAAAUGUGUCCUUAUACUACCCAAAAUAAGGUAUAUAAGCCCUAGUCCAUUGAGUCGGUGCCUGUGUAAAUGCCCUUCUGCUGUGACCAAGGCCGGCAUGUUUUUCUAUCUAUAUAUUUCUUUCAUCGAUUGACCCGACUACUUGUGCUCAUUGCUCUCGCGUGAUUCUUUGCAUUCCCAGUCAUUCCAUCUGAUUUGUGGAGGCUCAAAUCUUCCAUACCUUCUUGAACCAGCAACAUGGCGGAUGUCGACAAAGCAUCAUCAUUCCAUGUAGAAUCGACCACGAAACCGUACGAUGACCGGGUAUCAGAGUCCUUCGAAGGACUAUCGGCCGAAGAGACACAGGCACUAGAGAAAAAAUUGGUCCGGAAGAUUGAUAUCCACCUGAUUUCAUCACUAUUCCUCUUGUUCAUCUUCAACAUCCUCGAUCGCUCGAACAUUGCCAAUGCCCGUCUCGGGGGGAUGCAGGAGGACCUCCAUCUGUCGGAUACCCAAUAUCAGACAGCAGUGGCCAUUAUGUUCGUCGGGUAUCUGCUGGGUCAGGUCCCGAGUAACAUUCUCCUCACCCGCCUGCAGCCCUCGCGGUACAUUCCGACGGCAAUUUUCAUCUGGGGCGGCAUCUCGCUCUGCACAGCCGCCACCAAGAACUUUGCCGGGAUUAUGUGUGUGCGAGUCUUUCUCGGGUUCGCCGAAUCGCCGUUCUUCUCCGGAGCAUUACUUCUGAUUAGUUCCUGGUACAAGCCAUCGGAGAUCGCCGUGCGGGUAGCGUUGGUGUAUUGCGGAAACACGGUGGCCAACGGGUUUGGCGGCCUGCUUGCCGCGGGUAUCAUGGAUGGGCUGAAUGGAAAAGGCGGUCUCGCUGGCUGGAGAUGGCUCUUCAUCAUCGAAGGCGCGGGCACGAUGGUAGCCGGUCUACUGGCGGUGGUGCUUCUGCCCGACUUCCCGCGCUCGGGGCAGCGCAAGUGGCUGAACGAGCAGGAGCAGCGGUUCGCCGAAUGGCGCCUGGCGCGCGCGGCCAACGAUGAGGUCGAUGAGAACGGGUCCGUCAAGGAGGGCUUGAGAGAUGCCCUCACCGACCCGAAGGCAUGGAUGCUGAUCUCAAUCCAAAUCUGCCAACUCACCUCCCAGAGCUGGACUUACUUCUUCCCCACCAUCGUCAAAACCCUCGGGUUCGACAACACAAUCACCCUCCUCAUCACGGCUCCCGUGUACGUCUUCGGGUUCUUCACGGCGCUGGGAAACUCCUUGAUCGCGAACCGCACGAACCACCGCGCGAUCCUGAUCAUCUGGCCCCUGUGCGUGGAUAUCGUGGGCAACAUCAUGGUCAUCUCGUCGCGCGCCACGGCGGUGCGAUACGUCGGGAUGUUCCUGAUGUGCGCCGGGUCGUACUCGGCGUUUAACGUCGUGCAGGCGUGGAUCGCGAGUACGAUCCCCCGCACGCGGACCAAGCGCGCCAUCGUGUACGCGCUGGUGAACCUGUUCGGCAACUCGUCCAACAUCUACGGCUCCUACUUCUUUCCCACCUCAGACGGGCCCCAGUAUCGGCCCGGUGGGAUCACGCUUUCGUCCUUCGCCGCGGCGGGGAUUGUGUUGACGUCGUUGUUGGCCGGCUACCUCCAUCUCCUCAAUAAAAGGGCCAAGAAGGCCGAGGAGCGGGACGGUCAACAGCGCUAUAGGUAUAUCUGGUAGAUAGCGGGAGGGAACUGAGGAAAAGUGAAUCGCUUUGCCAUGAGCAUUGUGAAUUCGUCUUGGAGAAUCCCAACAAGUGAUAACAUACGAAUAUUGCCUCUCAUCUACCUUCACUGUGUAAUGAGCACGCGCUCUCUUCAUUUCAUGUGGAAUCGAACACACUAGACCCUGCGCCAAAAGGCGGACUCACUUCGUGU
Messenger RNA from Aspergillus brunneoviolaceus CBS 621.78, 2115 nucleotides. RefSeq names its product MFS general substrate transporter. The transcript has 6 exons. The coding region runs from base 467 to 1918 and encodes 483 amino acids. Gene Ontology annotation, biological process: transmembrane transport. Gene Ontology annotation, cellular component: membrane. Lineage: Eukaryota; Fungi; Ascomycota; Eurotiomycetes; Eurotiales; Aspergillaceae. Gene Ontology annotation, molecular function: transmembrane transporter activity. The record is from RefSeq and is a predicted model, not a curated record.